GGUCCUAGCUGGGAGUGAACCGGAAGUGCAAACGCUCCUGCUUCUCCUCGGCCAGGCGGAACCUUCUGUGCUGGGCCCGGUGGCUGCGAAAAAACUUUCUUUCUCCCGCCCCAACGGUCGCCGCGGCCAACUGCCUCGCCCGCCUGGCAACCUAUCCCGCCUUCUCUUCUCUCCGGCUCCGCGCGGCCCUGUCUCCCUCUCGCCCGGCGGUAUCCGCUUGCUGCUGCCACCGCCUCCUCGUCUUCUGCCCGGCCAGCCGGCUCGCCCCGCUGCAGUGAUGUGCGACAAGGAGUUCAUGUGGGCCCUGAAAAACGGAGACCUGGACGAAGUGAAAGACUAUGUGGCCAAGGGAGAAGACGUCAACCGGACACUAGAAGGUGGAAGGAAGCCUCUUCAUUAUGCAGCAGAUUGUGGGCAGCUUGAAAUCCUGGAAUUUCUGCUGCUGAAAGGAGCAGAUAUUAAUGCUCCAGAUAAACAUCAUAUUACCCCUCUUCUGUCUGCCGUCUAUGAAGGUCAUGUUUCCUGUGUGAAAUUGCUUCUGUCAAAGGGUGCUGAUAAGACUGUGAAAGGUCCAGAUGGACUGACUGCCUUUGAAGCCACUGACAACCAGGCAAUCAAAGCCCUUCUUCAGUGAUGGACGGAUGGGUUAACAGCUCUGGAAGAAUGACUCUCCUGUGGCCUCACACUGCUGCCUGUCUGUCUGUCACUCUCUAUCUGCCAGCUUCUUCAGCUAAAAUACUUUAAGAAGGGUGAGGGGAGAGAGAAAUUCAUAACAAAUCAGACUACCAGAAAAAAAAAAAACAAUGUUUGGGAGGAGAGGAAAAAAACGAGAUCAGGCUUUUACUAGGAUUCCUGAUCAGGUCAGCCUCUUUUCCAUUUCCAGUAAAAUACACAGCUUAUCCCCAAGGGAGAGCAAGGACAAAACAUACCAGUAACAUUUGACCUUUUCAGCUCCCUAGCUAAUUUUAUUAGAUUGCGUUGAGGGUCUGAUUAUACCAAGGCCGACUCUACAUAUUUGGCAGCCCUAUUGUGUGUGCAGUAGUGGCUGCUGUGAUGUAACUUAGGGUGCUGAGAUAAGCAAUUAGCUAUAGCCUUCUGCCUUAAGACGCACUCUAGUGGGAUCUCCCGGCGUAGUUAAGAGCGCUGCCUGUGGUUGGUGACCAAAUCUUCCCUCGGUGACUCAGCUUUAUGUGGAAGCUCAGUUAAGACGAGGAGGGGCACACUCCUAAACUGCUGGACGGCUGAACUUUGGAUUUCCUCUCCCCCUUCACAUGGAUUUCAUGUAUCUUUAGAUAAAACUGACUAGUUUUAUUUAUAAAAUCUCAAAUUUUAGAAGUCUGGAGGAGAAAUCAUUCCAGUAUGCAUUUUUUUUUCUCCUCUAGAUUCAGACAUUUAUAUAACAUUGAAACACUUGCAAACUCCUGCUGGUAGUAAAAGGGGAUUUUAAAAUAGAAUCAUAGCCAUAAGCCUGUUAGUAUCAUUUAAAGAAAGAACAGUUGUCUUAGUACCUAUGGAUUUUCUUCAUUUGCUAUUUGAAUGGAUUGGCCUCUGUUACGUUUGAAGAAUCAAGGAACAUUCUUUGAAAUGCCUCUCUCAGACCCAUCUUGGAUGCUGAUUACUUAUUGCACCAAAGCUAUCAAUGGGGGGAGAUUUACUGUUUGGAUAAAUUUAACCCCAUCCCUUCAAAAAUAUGCUUGUUACCAGGUUUCCCUGAGUUGUUGAUAGGCUCCUGCUGAACGUAUGGCAACCCACCUGCAUAAUAUAUUUUUGUUUCUUUUCUAUAUUAUGCGUUGCAUAUAGUGUGACACCUUCAAAUUGUAUUCUGUGUUCUUAAAAUACAGUGCCCUGAAACAGUGUUCUUAUGACCUGCAGAAAAAUUUAGACACAUUUUUAAAUGUUUGUGAGCAGUGCAGCUAAUUAAAACAUACGCCCUUAAAUUUGCCGUCUUGCAUAUAAAACAUCAAAAUUCCUUUGACUUGUCAUCCACAUUAGUUUACUAAAAAUAUUAGUAAUAUUAGGGUUUUUCCUUAGCCAUGUCAUGCAAUAAUUGAAUGUACCUCAAAUUUUUAAAAGGGAGGGGAGGAUGGGUUAGGGGCUUGCAUUCAGAUUGUGGAUAAUAAAGAAUUAAUGAUGGUUUUUUUAAGGCAAUGUAGCAUUCUACAGCAGGGUUAAACCAGUAUCAAGAACAGUCAGCCUGGCCAGUAACAAAUCUUACUGACCAGUGGCUGAUUGGUUGGUUAGUGUGUGGGUUUAUUUGUGCGUGUACUUUUCCCCAUGAGCCCUUUUUUAUCCUGUGGCAUUUUCACUUACAACUAGCCUAGCCCUGUAAUUUUCCGAUGUUCAAGAAAACAAUCACAAAAUGCUGGUUUCAAUACUUUGAUACACUUGGCUUAAUUCUACUGUCUUAAUGCAGCCUACCAGAGUUGGAUUAAAAGUCAGUAAUCAGUACUUUAUAACAUCACUGAACUGAACCACGGAGCCAUCCUCACUGAAGAUGAGGGCACUCUAUCAGUCUGUAACUGUCAACAUAGUGACAAGUUGUUUUGUUGUCUUUGUUUUCACCUCUUGGCAUACUGCUCUUUUAAAGGCUUGGAUUUUACCCUCUACGCAGUCCCUAUCUUUACUUUCCCAGUGUUUUUGUAGUUGGCUACCGCAGAGUGUGCACCGUCCUGUCAUUCCCAAACCUCGUCUGCCUUCUACAGUCCACCUGGUCUAGAGACCAUGCGAUUCUCUGUACAGUUUAUCCUGAUGUUCCUUGUAAUGCAGUAGAGGCUACUUCGCCUUCCCUCUUCUUUCUCAGCCAUUUUGUAAACCCAUAAUUAUGAGGCGGUUGCUUGAGAAAAUAACAGAUAAACAUAGAAUAGACUGACCAAGAUGGUUUACAAUUUUUUUUAACUAGGUUAUUUAUGAUGUAUUUCUGAACCACUUGGCAGAGAAAUUCACGACACUUAAUGUUCAUAUUUUGAGUAAAGGAAGCUAAAACCUUGUCUGCUUUUUGGUACUACAUGCAUUAGUAAAAGGUUAAAUAAGUUUUGUUCUCCACUGAAGUAAUAUUUAACAUCUCAGAAAAAAUCUUGCAUGUUCUGUAGUUUUGUAUUAAGUCAGUCAUUUCGUAUGCACUAUAUCAAGUGAAGACAGGUGGUUUACCUGUCUGCGUUAGUAUACUAACCACUUCCCCGUGCAGCUUCAGACUGGGGUUUGUAGACGAACUAUUCAGCUACAGCACCCAGGUCGACCAAGUGGUUCUCUGCACAGCUCACCUUCGAUACCCAGCGGGGCACGGAGGAGGGGGUCGGUAGGUGCAGUGUGUGGAAGCUGCAAGCAAGUAGGUCCUUCAUCCAUUGAUUUCUUUCCCCCAAAUAAUGGAUUCCAAAUCUGUAUGCACCUAUUUGAUUUUUUUCCCUAAAACUUCAACUGAGCUGCUGUUUUCUUCCAUGCAAUAUUGUAUAAUCGAUUGUGUAUAGAAGAAGCUGGUGAGAGUGCCCUCCUACAUAAGCAAUUGCAGUGUUUUGCAUGCAGAAUUUAAAAAAUUUAAAUUGUCCUGAUUCUAUUUUGUAAAUGGAGAAACAAUCAUAUCUUUCUAAGCAGUAAUGGAGGAAGACUAGUGCUUUGUGCAUUUUGAUAUAUUUUAGUUCAUUUUUCCCAUAAUGUAAUACAUUUGACACAAUUGGGUUUCUCAUAUUAUCCUAGUUCAUGUACAUCAGAAUGCUAAAUAAUACUGUGUUUAAGUUUUGUGUUGCAAGAACAAAUGGAAUAAACUUGAAUUGUGCUACA
This is a messenger RNA of Vicugna pacos (alpaca), 3774 nucleotides long. It is a transcript of the gene MTPN, whose product is annotated as myotrophin. The record is from RefSeq and is a predicted model, not a curated record. Lineage: Eukaryota; Metazoa; Chordata; Mammalia; Artiodactyla; Camelidae. Gene Ontology annotation, biological process: protein K6-linked ubiquitination. Gene Ontology annotation, molecular function: protein binding; ubiquitin-protein transferase activity. Gene Ontology annotation, cellular component: BRCA1-A complex; BRCA1-BARD1 complex.